Sphaeramia orbicularis (orbiculate cardinalfish) is the source of this 736-nucleotide messenger RNA. It is a transcript of the gene rln3a, whose product is annotated as relaxin 3a. Gene Ontology annotation, molecular function: G protein-coupled receptor binding; hormone activity. The record is from RefSeq and is a predicted model, not a curated record. NCBI's taxonomy places the organism in Eukaryota, Metazoa, Chordata, Actinopteri, Kurtiformes, Apogonidae. Gene Ontology annotation, cellular component: extracellular region. Bases 1 to 444 code for a protein of 147 amino acids. The transcript is spliced from 2 exons.
AUGUGGAAAGCUGUGGUACUGGCUGUGUGUGUGCUGGUGGCUGGGGUUCAACCUAUGGAGGACCCAGCAUAUGGUGUGAAGCUUUGUGGUCGUGAGUUCAUCCGAGCAGUCAUCUUCACUUGUGGAGGGUCUCGAUGGAAGCGGUCACUCAGAAGUGCAGAUGUCUCAGAGGAUCCUUUCAGCUCCCAUCAGGAUGAGUCUUCUGAGGGUUUGAGUCACAACUCUGUGGUCGAGAGUCUCCUCCAGGGAAACAGAGAUAUCAGCCUCUCGUCCAGAGACAGUCAGGACGGUGGGUUUCUCAGGCCGGCUCGUUCAUUCAUUUCAGAGGAAAUCCUGGAAGCUUUGCGCAAGGCUGAUCGCAAGGGCCGGGACCUGGUGGUCGGUUUGUCCAAUGCCUGCUGCAAAUGGGGCUGCAGCAAGAGUGAGAUCAGCUCCCUUUGCUGAGUCGACCUCUGCCAUCCCACUAAAUACAACAUAUAGGAAGAUGAAUACUGAACACGGAAUUCCAACUACAGACAGAUACACAUAUGCUCACAUUUUUAUCCUUUCUCGCAGAUAUUAUUUUGAUUUCAGUGCUCUAUAAUUGCAAUUAAACCUUUAUAUGAGCUGUUUGAAAUGUUUAAUAUUUCAGUAUUUGUAAAGUGGAUGGAAAGGGCUGCCAUAUGUUAUUAUUUUUGUUAAAACUGCAUUUUGGUCUUUGUAAUAAACAGCCUAAAUCUUGUUUUGCAUCCUCCCA